AUGGCGUCCGCGACUCCUCCUGCAAAGCGCGUCAAGACCGAAUUCGCCGAGAUCCCUGCAAAUUUCAGCGUUGGUGACAAGGUCUACGUUUCUGGCUUACCCGAUGCGACCAGAAAGACGCUGUUUGAAGUCCAUGAGGUGAUAGGUGGAGGAUCAGAGUGGCGCUAUCCCAUCAAGAACAACGCCGUCAUGUUUGAAGGAGCAACAAUGUUCGUCAAGGAAAGUCAUUUGUUCACGAUUGAGCAUGAGAUCGGCACCAAGUUCAUUGAGGACAUCGUGGGAAGUCACGGCAAGACCAUUGCUUACACGUGCAUCGACGAUUGGCACUUUGUCGGCGGAAGGGUCGUCUACGAUCUGAGUCUUACUCGCGACGUCGAGCGCCGAGAUAAGCCGACGGAAGUCCUCAAGGUUGGCCGGCUCGGAGAAGUCGAGGUGCUUGGGAAGAUAACGUCCAAGAUCUAUCGAGACAGGGCUUCUAGACGUGUGCUGUAUUUUGGGACGGAGUUCUGUGAUGUAACGGUAAAGGCUACGGCAGACCAGCUCGGGCCUGUCUACCGUGGCUGA
Molecule: messenger RNA, 564 nt
Organism: Cyphellophora attinorum
Lineage: Eukaryota; Fungi; Ascomycota; Eurotiomycetes; Chaetothyriales; Cyphellophoraceae
Exons: 1
Coding region: 1-564 (187 amino acids)
Source: RefSeq, a predicted model, not a curated record